AUGUUUUUUCCGGUGAGACCUAAUCAACCCAAGAAGUCGAAAUCUUCCUCGAAAACCACCAUCACCACCAAGAACGGUCUGAAGCGCUCGUCCCACGGACGGUCCUCCCGCGUCUCAACCAAGGAUCCCGAGCCAGAACCAACGGCUGGCUCCUCCACUUCCUCCAUCUCGCACACCGCACCCCACCGUAGGGCCUCGAUGCCGGGUGUCGACACCGCAAGCCGAUCGGGCACCGCCUCUUUCCUGGAGUCCAGGACGAGUCUCCCCUACCCUUCCUUCUCGAAAGCCCAUAGCAAGGAAGAUGUCCGCAAGGCCAAUAUUCCGACCCCGGAUCCGACCGACUUGACCGAACAACAGGACGAUGGCAAGGCCAAUGGAGGAGGCCAGGACCGCCCUGAGAACCACCAUGCCCCUCCCAGCCCGCCGUUGACCGGUCUCGAUGACCAGCCGUCUUCUCGGAGGGGGAGUCCCGUUGUUGGCGAAGACGAGAAAGGAUCGGACAAGGACAAGGAAAAGGAAAAGGAAAAGGCCAAGAAGGCCAACAACAUCAAGAUCCGGGCCGAGGUCAACAGAUCGUCAUCUAGUCUGCGAUCCAAGCGGGAUGAGGGAACCAAAACAAGCAAGACUGCGCGUGCAGAUACUCCCAAAUCUAAAUCCUCGAAGACCGAGAAGGAAUCUUCGUCCCGAUCGAGUCAUAAGUCCAGUUCUAAGUCGAAGCCCGGUGAAAAAGAGAGGGAAAAGGAAAGAAAACCGGCCAAGCGUUCCAGUCGGUCGACCAUGUCGCCGUCCCAUUCCAACAUAACCGUCCGCGAUGUAGGCGUCGAGUCAGUCAACGGAUCCGAUGCCACCUCAAUCGCCCCCAACCAGCAAUAUACCGCACCACGAAAACCUACCACCCCGCCGACAAAGCCUCCCUCGCGCAAUCAAGUCCGAUCAUCCAUGUCCCACCGACACGCACCCAGCGACGACUCGAUCGAUUAUGGCAGACCCAUCGUGUCUAGCCCGGGCUUCGGUGCACCACCUCCCCCGCCACCCCCGCCCGAAAUGCCCGUUUCCAUUCCGAGAGUCGACUAUUUGUUGAAAGAUGGCGGUCUGGAUAACAAAGUACCGAGAACACUUCUAGGUAACACUGGUGUUCCAGAUCCCUUUGCGUCGAACGCUACACAGCCUCAGCUGGCUGCCGCGAGAGUAUUCGACCCGUAUAACCGUCUGCUCGAUGAGUACCAAAAGGUAAUGAGCAAAAAUGGCUCGCUUGCCGUUGCGACGGGAUACCGAUCUGUAGCUCGACGACUGCUUGACCGACUAGAGGCUGUGUUUGCCCGUGACAUCUCAUCAGAACCCUGCAGCUGUUUCAUGUGCGAUCGUCAGAAGGAAGAGCCACAGGAAGGUGUGAGCUGGGGAGAGGUCUUGGAGCUUGUCUCGGGACGGCGAGAGCUACCCAUGUGGCCGCCGUUCAUCAUGGCACCCUCAAACAUGGAUUCCGACAUACCCAGCGAGGAACACAUCCCUAUGCAAAAGCUCGAUGUCGAUGUUCCUGAAGAGUACCGAGAUCACUUCAUCCGGCAGUCCCGCAAGACAAAGGUGGCGGUGGAUAAGUGGCUUUCGGAGCAAAAUGACGACCAGGUCACGAGUGCCCCGAUGGAGGUUGAUGAUGAGACAUUGACCUUUGCCAUGCUUACCCACCUUGAGUCCCACCAGCGCUCACUCUUCUGCUCCUUGCUCGGCAUCAACUCCUCGACUCCCGUCCCGCGGUCUGGAGAUGAAAAGCCUCGUCAGAAACCUCCUGCGCUUGUUUCCUCUUCGUUGGCGAUUCAAAGAUUGUAUCGACUCUCCUCCCUUCCUCGCGAUCCUGAAACCGCCAUGUUCAUGCUGAACAACCCUAAUCUCCACCAUGUUCUAGCCACCCUCGCGGCCAUCAGCGACGACGAAUGGGAGAUUUUGAUAUCUGGUCGUUUCGACGGCUUCCUCCGCAGCGGUGCCGAAGACAAUAUCCCUCCGAGCGGUCCACGCUGGAAUGGCAGCCGCUCCAAUACACCCUUCAGCACCGGCGGAAUCUCCCGCGGCCCAACUCCCAACUAUAUGGAUGGCAGCUUCAGGCCCGCCAGCGUACCCAAUGGCGGUCCUUCAUCCCCCGCCUCUUUCGGCGGUCCAAUUGCACUAGAUGAAGAACAGGAGAUUGCCGCGCUAGCAGAAGUCGAGCGAGACAUCUUCCUGGGCAUGGAAGCUCUAGAGGACGCAUUUGAAGCUCUACACCUCAAAGCCGAAGUUGUCCGCCGCGCCCUCCGCGAACGCGGCGCCGGCCUCUCCGUCGCAAACCAAAGCCGGCGAGGCUCCUACGUCGAAGCGCGAAUGGGCACACCCUUCUCAAACGCCUGGGAAAGCGGAACAGACGACGGCUUCCUGGACGACGACCGCUCGCUGGCCCCCGAUGACUCAGCAAGUAACAUCAGCUCCAACCGUCGCCGCCGACCAAAGCGACGAACCGAGCGACGCACGCCUGCGCCGGUCGAAGAAGAAGACGAGGAGAGUGAUCGAGAAUACGCUGCGCGUCGAGACUCGCGGAACUCGCGGCGGAAAUGA
Molecule: messenger RNA, 2580 nt
Organism: Penicillium argentinense
Lineage: Eukaryota; Fungi; Ascomycota; Eurotiomycetes; Eurotiales; Aspergillaceae
Exons: 1
Coding region: 1-2580 (859 amino acids)
Cellular component (GO): nucleus
Molecular function (GO): DNA binding
Source: RefSeq, a predicted model, not a curated record